UCGGGAGUACUAUAUAAAUGGGAUAUCAAAGUUAGCCAUCUUGUAAAGUCAAUAAUUGGCAUCACCCCGUGACCGGGUCAAGAUGCAUUUUACUACUAGCAUGCAUGAUGGACUGCUUUUCCCCCUUUUUCCUUUUGAAAUGCAUGUUGCACUGCUGAGUGCUGAGCGUCUUGCACAAGCAAAACAUGUCCAUGCGUUGCAACAAGAAAAAGGUGUCCUUGCACCGUCCUACUUGAAUGCACCACAUAAGCAUGUCUAUGAACAUAGCAAACACGGUUGUGAUGAAUCCCGCGCGUCACCCGCGAGGACGCCAUCAUUGAUGGGUACGAUGUGCCCAAGGGUGCGCGUGUGGUCCAUCGGCCGGCACCCGGAGCUGUGGGACGCCCCGGAGGAGUUCAGGCCAGAGAGGUUUAUUGGGAGCAAGAUCGACGUGAAAGGGCAGGACCUGGAGCUUCUUCCAUUCGGGUCUGGCCGGCGGAUGUGCCCCGGCUACAACCUCGGGCUCAAGGAGGUGCGCCUUAGCCUAGCGAACCUACUGCACGGGUUCACCUGGACACUACCGGAUGGGAUGGCCAAGGAGGAGCUGAGCAUUGCAUGGACGUGGUUUUUGGGCUAA
Molecule: messenger RNA, 616 nt
Organism: Triticum aestivum (bread wheat)
Lineage: Eukaryota; Viridiplantae; Streptophyta; Magnoliopsida; Poales; Poaceae
Product: ent-cassadiene hydroxylase-like
Exons: 2
Coding region: 83-616 (177 amino acids)
Molecular function (GO): iron ion binding; monooxygenase activity; oxidoreductase activity, acting on paired donors, with incorporation or reduction of molecular oxygen
Source: RefSeq, a predicted model, not a curated record